Messenger RNA from Notolabrus celidotus (New Zealand spotty), 468 nucleotides. RefSeq names its product ribosomal protein L36 (gene rpl36). Gene Ontology annotation, molecular function: structural constituent of ribosome. Gene Ontology annotation, biological process: cytoplasmic translation. The coding region runs from base 112 to 429 and encodes 105 amino acids. The record is from RefSeq and is a predicted model, not a curated record. Lineage: Eukaryota; Metazoa; Chordata; Actinopteri; Labriformes; Labridae. Gene Ontology annotation, cellular component: ribosome; cytosolic large ribosomal subunit. The transcript has 4 exons.
GAGCACUACUCAACCAUCGCAUAGUAAGUGACUUCCGGGUUAAACCCUUCAUGAUUUGACGUCACUCGUCAAACAUUCCUUCCGGUCUGACCGCCAUCGCUGAUAGCAGACAUGGCUAUUCGCUACCCUAUGGCCGUUGGCCUCAACAAAGGCCACCCAGUCACCAAAAAUGUAACCGCUCCCAAACACAGUCGCAGACGUGGGCGUCUGACCAAACACAGCAAGUUUGUCCGGGACAUGAUCCGUGAGGUGUGUGGUUUUGCUCCAUAUGAGAGGAGAGCCAUGGAGCUGCUGAAAGUGUCUAAGGACAAGAGAGCCCUCAAGUUUAUCAAGAAGAGGAUUGGUACUCACAUUCGUGCCAAGAGAAAGAGAGAGGAGCUCAGCAAUGUCCUGGCUGCCAUGAGGAAGGCUGCCGCCAAGAAGGACUAAUCUUUCACUUAAUAAAAGUUGGCUUAACUACAAAAUCAA